This is a messenger RNA of Orycteropus afer afer, 600 nucleotides long. NCBI's taxonomy places the organism in Eukaryota, Metazoa, Chordata, Mammalia, Tubulidentata, Orycteropodidae. The record is from RefSeq and is a predicted model, not a curated record.
AUGCCUCCUGCGGUGCUGGAGGCCAGCGGUCAUUACGUGUCGGUGGCUGCCGCCGUGUGGAGUCCUGCCCAGCACAGUGUUCUCAGGGCUCGUCCACGGGGGACGGGCAUCUGGACGUCGUCUCCCUUGGUGGACUUGCCGUCGGCUGAUGGACAGCCAUCCACCCUCCUCCGAACUCCGCCAGUGCUUGAGACACGGCCCAGGAUGCUACCUGUGUUCUUCGGGGAGAGCAUCGAGGUGGACCCAGAGCCCACACCUGAAAUCCGCUGCAACUCUGAGGUCAAGUACGCGUCCGAGAAGCACUUCCGGGACAACGUCUUCUACGCGCCCGUGCCCACCGUCACGGCCUACAGCGAGACCAUCGUGGCCACGCCCAACUGCACGUGGCGGAACUACCGCAGCCAGCUGACCCUGGAGCCGCGGCCGCGCGCCCUGCACUUCGAGAGCACCACCAUCAUCUUCCCCAAGCACGCCCGGAGCUCCUUCCGCACCACCCUGCGCUGCAGCCUGGGCCGGCCCAGCCGCAGGUUCGCCGCCAGCGUGCAGCUGGCGCAGCGGGAGGCGCCCGGGCCCAGCCUGCUCGGCCCCGAGCGGCUCUAA